This is a messenger RNA of Spea bombifrons (plains spadefoot toad), 1190 nucleotides long. It is a transcript of the gene FTSJ1, whose product is annotated as FtsJ RNA 2'-O-methyltransferase 1. The record is from RefSeq and is a predicted model, not a curated record. Lineage: Eukaryota; Metazoa; Chordata; Amphibia; Anura; Pelobatidae. Gene Ontology annotation, molecular function: tRNA methyltransferase activity. Gene Ontology annotation, biological process: cytoplasmic translation; tRNA methylation. Gene Ontology annotation, cellular component: cytoplasm. Bases 125 to 1081 code for a protein of 318 amino acids. The transcript is spliced from 11 exons.
GUUGCAUUUUACCCAGGAAGACUCGGGGGCAGCUGCCUUAUACCCAAGAACCCCUGAGGUAUUCAGCCCCAGGGGUCCCGGAGCUGCCACCUCACGCAUUUAGCUUGCCUUGUGACGGUACAUCAUGGGACGCUCAUCCAAGGACAAGAGAGAUAUUUACUACCGUCUGGCCAAGGAGGAGGGCUGGAGAGCGCGCAGCGCCUUCAAACUGCUGCAGCUGGAUGAGGAGUACGAGCUCUUCCACGGGGUCCAGCGGGCGGUGGAUCUGUGCGCGGCUCCGGGCAGCUGGAGUCAGGUGCUGAGCCGGAAGCUGCGGGGUGCGAACGAGGGGGCCACGGACGUGAAGAUCGUGGCGGUGGAUCUACAGGCGAUGGCUCCUCUGCCCGGAGUCAUUCAGAUACAGGGCGACAUCACCAAGGUGUCCACGGCCCAUGAAAUAAUCCGUCACUUUGAGGGCCAGCCGGCGGACCUCGUUGUGUGUGACGGGGCCCCAGACGUGACCGGUCUGCACGACAUCGAUGAAUACAUUCAGGCGCAGCUCCUGCUGGCGGCGCUGAAUAUCACCACGCACGUGCUGCGCAGAGGGGGCACGUUUGUUGCCAAGAUAUUUCGGGGGAAGGACGUCACCCUCCUGUACUCGCAGCUGAAGAUCUUUUUCCGGGAGGUCACCUGCGCCAAGCCCCGGAGCAGCCGAAACUCUAGCAUCGAGUCGUUUGUUGUUUGUCAGGGGUAUUGCCCCCCAGAAGGGUAUAUUCCCAACAUGUCUAACCCCCUCCUGGACCAUUGUUAUGAUGUGGAUUUUAACCAACUGGAAGGCCCUAACCGCGUGAUCGUGCCUUUUCUGGCCUGCGGGGAUCUAAGCGCUUACGACUCUGACAGAACUUACCCCCUCCAGCUGGAAGAGAGUAAAGAAUACAGCUACGUGCCCCCCACUCAGCCUCCGAUCCGCCCCCCGUAUCAAGAAGCCUGCUUCCUAAAGAGAAAUAACCUGCUGUCUAAGGAGAGACCCCCAGGCCCGUCGGACGAGCAGCCCCCCGAGUCCGAGGAUCCUGACAUUCAUAAGCUGGUCAUAUCCGCCUGAUUCCCACCCGCAAUGUUUUAGCAGAAAUAACUCUUUUUACCAAAUGUGGCAAAUUCUGGAUAUUUUAUUGUUUUUAUUUCUGUGAAAUAAACCAUUUUUUAAAACAAAA